Capronia epimyces CBS 606.96 is the source of this 783-nucleotide messenger RNA. RefSeq lists its product as uncharacterized. Gene Ontology annotation, biological process: mitochondrial respiratory chain complex III assembly. Lineage: Eukaryota; Fungi; Ascomycota; Eurotiomycetes; Chaetothyriales; Herpotrichiellaceae. Gene Ontology annotation, cellular component: mitochondrion. The transcript has a single exon. The coding region runs from base 1 to 783 and encodes 260 amino acids. The record is from RefSeq and is a predicted model, not a curated record.
AUGCAGCGCAAGAUCCAGUCCUCGCUGCAGCGUCCUGACCUGGCCAGCCGCCUGGCGCAGGGACUGCGCAAGACCGCCAAAUCCACCACGCAAACCUACAUCACAUACGGCCAGACAGAUGUCUUAUUCAAAUCUUGCGCGAGGCAGGCUGACUACUUCAUCCCAGAGGACCAGCGCAUGCACGUCGUGACGGGCACCGGUCCCCCCAAGGCCGCCGACGGUGCGGACUUGGGCCAGGCUGUGGCCGAAACAUGGUGGUUCAACACGGUCAAUCUCCCGCCAACAUUCUCCACCUGGUCAGCGGUGACGUUUCUGCACAUGUACAUCAUGACGGUGCGACUGCGGGCGCUGCAGACUCCGGCCGCAUUUCAAAGCUACCACCGAUACCUCAUUGAGAAUUUUUCUCAAGCUGCGGAAGACAAGAUGGCGACUGAGCACAACAUGUACGCCCGCGGCAUUCGGAACCGAUACCUCAAAGACCUGUUUUUGCAAUGGCGAGGUAACAUCAUUGCGUACGACGAAGGUCUGGCCAAGGGAGAUGCUGUGCUCGGGGCAGCCGUAUGGAGGAAUUUGUUUCGCGGACAAGAGGACGUGGACUGGGAGAAGGUUGCGCUCGUAGUGAGCUUUAUGCGCCAGGUUAUCAGUAAGCUUGGAGAUCUGCGCGUUACCGACAUGAUGAACGAAAUGGACGGCCCCAAGGGCCUCUGGGCGUUGAGCCAGAGAGAGGCCGAGGUGAUGCUGGAAAGGGGCAGCAAAGGUCUGACCGAACCGUUCACGGAAUGA